This is a messenger RNA of Phragmites australis (common reed), 1819 nucleotides long. RefSeq names its product probable membrane metalloprotease ARASP2, chloroplastic. NCBI's taxonomy places the organism in Eukaryota, Viridiplantae, Streptophyta, Magnoliopsida, Poales, Poaceae. Gene Ontology annotation, cellular component: membrane. Bases 162 to 1418 code for a protein of 418 amino acids. Gene Ontology annotation, biological process: proteolysis. Gene Ontology annotation, molecular function: protein binding; metalloendopeptidase activity. The record is from RefSeq and is a predicted model, not a curated record. The transcript has 2 exons.
CGCCAUCCCCUUAUCGUCCGGACCACACAGCCAUUCAACCUCACUGUCAGAGCCGGAGGCCAAGCAAAAACCUCACCUCAAGCUCCCUCCCUCCCUUCCAAGAAUGCCAGAUUAUCCACUACGCCCUCCUCCUCUCCUCCUCUUCCUCCUCCCCUCCCACCAUGAUUACCACCCAUCUCUCCCCCAUCCCGAAGCCCACCUUCCCCUCCCGCUUCCACUCCCACCUCCACCCACACCUCGCCGUCUCCCUCCCCCUGCCCCGCCGCCACGGCCAACUCGCCAAGCCCUCCGCCGCCGCCCCGCCGGACCUCCUCGCGAGCGUCGAGUCGGUGGCCUCCGCCGCCUCCGUCCUCGCGGCCAUCGUGCUCGUCCACGAGUCCGGCCACUUCCUCGCCGCGGCAUCCCGGGGCAUCCACGUCUCCCAGUUCUCCAUCGGCUUCGGCCCGGCCCUCGCCCGCUUCCGCGUCGGCCCCGUCGAGUACGCGCUCCGCGCCAUCCCGCUCGGCGGCUACGUCGGCUUCCCCGACGACGACCCCGAGUCCGGCUUCGCGCCCGACGACCCCGACCUCCUCCGCAACCGCCCCGUCCCCGACCGCCUCCUCGUCGUCUCCGCCGGUGUCGCCGCCAACCUCGCUUUCGCCUUCCUCAUCGUCUACUCCCAGGCGCUCACUGUCGGCGUCCCCGUCCAGGCGCGGCUCCCCGGGGUGCUCGUCCCGGAGGUCCUCCCAGGCUCAGCGGCCGCGCGUGCGGGUCUCCUCGCCGGCGACGUCAUCCUCGCCGUCCCCGGCGCCGCACCGGACCCCUCUGUUCCCGUCCUCGUCGACCUCAUCAAGGCCAGCCCCAGCAAGAAUGUGCCCAUUACCGUUUCAAGAACCGCGCCCGGGGUGCCGGACAGGCAGUCCGUUGAACUCACCGUCGUGCCGGAUACCAGCGCCGAUGGCACAGGGCGUAUCGGCGUGCAGUUGUCGCCCAAUUUCCGUGUCACGCGCGUCCGCCCCCAGAACCUGGCUGACGCGACCGUCCUCGCCGUGCGCGAGUUCACCGUCUUGACCGGGACGGUGUUCGACGGGCUCAGGCAAACUUUGCUCAACUUCUCACAGUCGGCGGAGAAGGUGUCCGGCCCUGUGGCCAUCAUUGCUGUUGGCGCCGAAGUGGCCAGGUCCAGUGCUGACGGGCUGUUUCAAUUCGCCGCGGUGAUUAACCUCAACCUUGCAGCCAUAAACUUGUUGCCGCUGCCGGCAUUGGAUGGGGGGACGUUAGCGUUGAUCCUUCUUGAGGCGGCCCGUGGUGGUCGGAAGAUCCCCCGUGAAGUUGAGCAGGGGAUCAUGUCCUCAGGGAUAUUGGUGGUGCUGAUGGUUGGCAUGUUCCUCAUUGUGCGUGACACGCUCAAUCUUGAUUUCAUCAAGGAUAAUUUGUGAUAGUUGGACGAAAAAUUCAUCACAGUUGUAGUCAAAUCACCAGUACUAGACUUUGUCUACCUUGGAAAAAGGAUUGAAGGAAACGUAUCAUGUUUCUUUGUCAAGCCAACUCAAAUUUUCUCAUGCGACUCUGUUCCUUACAGGAUUUCUAGGACAAUUGACUUUCUGGCAUGGAAGGAUAUAUAGGCCGUAUUUUUACCCUACUACACUGUAAUAUGUGGAUUGGAAGUAGGAGAUAUCUCAUGGCAAUAGAUCAACUUUCCAGUAAUGCACUAGAGUAGAAUAUGGCUGCUCUUUUUCUUUUGGGAGUAAUUACAUUACGUCCGAAAACCUUUGAAAUCUACAUUUUCCCCUCUAUGCCAAGUUUUAUCCUUUGAUUGCAAAUAGUUCCGAAAUGGUAA